CAUUUAGUAUAAAUUGAACGUCACGUUUCUUUCGAACAUACUCAAAGCAACCUAGCUAUCUGUUCCACGUCCAUUUGGGAGGAAAUAAUCUGAUCUAAGAUGUCUGAAGCUGCGUUCUGUGAGAAAUGCCCAGGAGGCAAAUGUGGAUGUUCUGGAACGUGCUGCGAUGGAUCAAGUUGCUGCAGCUCUGACUGUCGCUGUCCCGGAUGUAAGGUCAAGUGCGCAUGUUUUGGUAAGACCAUGACUUGCCCCGAUGGCCUGUGUCAGCCUGGACCAGACUGCGCCUGUGGGGAGGGGUGUAAAUGUGGAGCUAAUUGCCCAUGUCCAAGCUGCAAGGGAGGAUGCCAGUGUGAAGGUGCCAAGUUCGUAUGUUCGGUAGAAUGUCAGACCGGAAAGUGCUGUGGGACUGAUUCCUGCAAGUGUGAUGGGAAAUGCGCAUGUCCAAAAUGUAGAUGCUCCUGUUCCGGGUCUUGCUCCUGUGGCAAUAAGUGCACCGGACCAUCAUCAUGUAAAUGUCAAGCUGGCUGCUCCUGCAAGAAAUGAAGCCUAGCUGGAGGACCUUCAUCCUUAACCAGAAUUUUUGUGUCGUCAUCAUUCCAACGUUUGGGACCAGUGUAAACUGUAUUAUUCUCAACUUCUCACUAGAACAUUUUGCAUAAUUUUGGUGUAACAGAUACAAUACCGUUAAAAAAAGUGUUUUAAAUAAAACAUUUGAGAUUAUACUGU
Molecule: messenger RNA, 726 nt
Organism: Mizuhopecten yessoensis (Yesso scallop)
Lineage: Eukaryota; Metazoa; Mollusca; Bivalvia; Pectinida; Pectinidae
Product: keratin-associated protein 5-2-like
Exons: 5
Coding region: 100-543 (147 amino acids)
Molecular function (GO): metal ion binding
Source: RefSeq, a predicted model, not a curated record